UGUUGCUCGCGCCAUUCUUGCAAGCGUGUGUUUCCAUCUCCCGUUACAUUACCAUUGGCAGAGCUUUAGGUAGCGACUGCUUCGGCACAUAUUCUGUUUUCUACCGUCAUUCUUUAGGUGUAUCCAGCUAUGGAUAUGGAUGGUGCCAGCUCAGUGGUGCUGCAGGCCUUGACCCAAGCUACCAGUCAGGACACGGCCGCGCUGAAGCCCGCGGAGGAGCAGCUCCGACAGUGGGAGACGCAGCCGGGCUUCUACUCCGUGCUUCUGAACAUCUUCAAUAACCACAUGCUGGAUGUGAACGUCAGGUGGCUCGCUGUGCUGUACUUCAAAAAUGGCAUUGACAGAUACUGGAGGAGAGUAGCACCUCACGCUUUAUCAGAAGAGGAGAAGACCUCAUUGCGUGCUGGUCUCAUCACGAACUUCAACGAGCCCGUCAAUCAGAUAGCCACCCAGAUUGCAGUACUGAUAGCCAAGGUGGCCCGUCUGGACUGCCCGAGGCAAUGGCCAGAGCUCAUCCCCAUUCUACUCGAGUCUGUGAAGGGUCAGGACGGCCUGCAGCAGCACCGGGCGCUGCUAACCUUCUAUCAUGUCACCAAAACCCUCGCGUCCAAACGUCUGGCGCAGGACAGGCGGCUCUUCCAGGAUCUGGCGUCGGGCAUCUACAGCUUUGCGUGCUCCCUGUGGAGCCAUCACACCGACUGCUUCCUCCAGCAGAUCUGUGCCAGAGAUGAGGCCGCAGCGCUCGGCUCGCUGGAGAGGACGCUGCUCUCUCUUAAAGUGCUUCGCAAGUUGACAGUCUUCGGAUUUCAAGAGCCACAACAGAAUAUGGAGGUGAUGGGUUUCCUGAAUGCAGUGUUUGAGAGGCUAAAACAGUUCUUGGAAUGCUCUCGACAGGUUGGUCCAGACAGCACAUGCAGAGAAAAGCUGCAGAAGAUGAUCAUACUGUACACCAAAGUUUUGCUAGACUUCCUGGAGUACCAUGCAUGUGCGUUCAUACCCCUAAUCCAGCGCUCCCUGGAAUUUGCCGUCAGCUACCUGUUCACGCCGGCGGGGGAAGGAGUGACCUUCGAACGCUUCAUUGUUCAGUGCAUGAACCUCAUCAAGAUGAUUGUAAAGAACGAUGCCUACAAACCUUCCAAGAACAUCGAUGACAGUAAACCAGAGAGUCUGGAAGCUCACAAGAUCAAGACGGCAUUCUUCACACACCCCACGCUGACAGAGAUUGGACGCCGGCUCGUCUCACACUACUUCCUUCUCACAGAGGAAGAGCUGGCAAUGUGGGAAGAGGACCCUGAGAGCUUUGCUGUUGAAGAAACAGGUGGUGACUCUUGGAAAUACAGUCUACGGCCGUCUGCAGAAGUAUUGUUCCUGGAUAUCUUCCACAACUACAACCAGACACUGAUACCGGUGCUGCUGGACAUGGUUCAGAACCUCCAGGGCCCAACCAAUGUGGACGACUCGGCUCAGCUGCUGAUGAAGGAUUCCGUAUACAACGCAGUGGGGCUGGCAGCUUAUGAGCUCUUUGACAACGUCGACUUUGACCAGUGGUUCAAGAAUCAGCUUCUUGGGGAGCUGCAAGUCGGCCAUCACAGAUACAAGUUUAUUCGCCGACGAGUCAUCUGGCUAAUAGGACAGUGGAUCUCUGUCAAGUUCAAGUCUGACCUUCGACCUUUACUCUACGAGGUCAUCCUGAGCCUCAUGCAGGAUCCCGACUUGGUGGUGCGGAUUGAGACAGCUACAACCCUGAAGCUCACCGUUGACGACUUUGAGUUCCGGACGGAGCAAUUCCUCCCAUACCUGGAGUCUAUCUUCGGGCUGCUCUUCCAGUUGUUGCAGCAGGUGACUGAGUGCGACACUAAGAUGCAGGUGCUCCAUGUCAUCUCCUGUGUCAUCGAGAGAGUUAACAUCCAGAUCCGGCCGUACGUAGGCUGUCUGGUGCAGUACCUGCCGCUGCUGUGGAAGCAAUCCGAAGAGCACAACAUGCUUCGGUGUGCGAUCCUCACUACGCUCAUCCACCUGGUCCAGGGCCUGGGGGCAGAGUGUAAGAACCUGUACCCGUUCCUUCUUCCUGUCAUCCAGCUAAGCACCGAUGUUUCCCAGCCGCCGCAUGUGUAUUUGCUGGAGGAUGGACUGGAGCUCUGGUUGGUGACUUUGGAGAACAGCCCCGCCAUCACCCCGGAGCUGCUCAGAAUUUACCAGAACAUGUCAGCUUUGCUGGAGUUGAGCUCCGAGAACCUGCGCACCUGCUUUCAGAUCGUUAUUGCCUACUUAUAUUUGUCUGCCACAGACUUCCUGCAGAACUAUGCAGAGUCUUUGUGUCGAGCUUUCUGCAAUAUGCUGAAAGACAUCACGAAUGAGGGACAGGUUCAAGUGUUAAAGGUGGUGGAGAUAGCUUUAAAGGUUAGCCCCAUACUGGGAGCCCACAUGUUCCAGCCCCUGCUGCCAGCUGUCUUCAGAGGCAUUGUGGCCGGCGAGAGGUAUCCCGUGGUGAUGUCCACCUACCUCGGAAUCAUGGGCCGCAUCCUGCUCCAGAACUCCAGUUUCUUCUCGUCUCUGCUCACUCAAAUGGCCUCCGAGUGCAGCCAGAAGAUGGAGCAGCUGUUGGGCAGCGUGAUAGAGAUGUGGGUCGACCGCAUGGACAACAUCACUCAGCCGGAGAGGAGGAAGCUGUCGUCGCUGGCUCUGCUUUCCCUCCUCCCGUCGGACAACAGUGUGAUCCAGGACAAGUUCUGUGGCAUCAUCAACAUCUCCGUUGAGGCCCUGCAUGACGUGAUGACGGAAGAUUCUGAAACGAGCACCUUCAAAGACUGCAUGCUGAUGAGCCAUUUUGAGGAGCCGAAGCUGAGUGAUGACGAGGAGCCACCGACUGAGCAGGACAAGAGGAAGAAACUGUUGGCCCUGGAGGACCCGGUGCACAGCGUGUCCCUCCAGCAGUUUGUGUACGAGAAGCUGAAGGCGCAGCAGGCCAUGAUGGGGGACCAGGGCUUCGGGGCCCUGAUGGAGACCGUGGACACGGAGCUUGUCAGGCAGCUCCAGGAGUUCCUCAAAGGCCUCUGAAUCACAUCUAUAUUCCUUCUCUAUUUUACACAAACAUCUUUGCCCAAUGCUACCCCCCCCCCCCCUUAUUUUUCAAAAUGUACCAGAAAGGCUAACAAUCUGCCCGGCGUGUGGACUCCUGAUCCAACCCUUCCCGACCUCUACCCAGGCUUUGCCUUAUCUAAAUUCAGAGCCAGCCUUCUCCAACGUCCUCGGCUAACACCCUGCGUCCCUUUCUCUAUUCUCUGGGUUCCUUCACAUCCUUGUUUUUUAAUCAAGGCGGGGUCUCUGUGGGUACUUAAACAUGUCAAAGUACCUUCGCCCACACUAAAACAUGACCACACCAGAGCUUCCACUCAGUUGUUCUAUAGUUUCCUGUCUUUCUGUGCUUCGGAACGGGUAGAAUAUACACGGUGGCUGGUACAAAGGUUUGGAGGUUUGAGGCGUAGCUGGGAAACAAUCCCCUGCAGGUUGCCAGAGCAGGAUCCUCGGACUAUUUUCUACGGAGAAACGUACAGACUGGAGCAGAAAUGUGGAUGAACCGAAACCUAAACAACCUAAAGCAGUGUUUACAGAAUCUAUUCUUAAAAAGAGAGAGAAAAAAGAAAUGUAAUUUUGUAUGUAUGUAAAGUAUGGAAGAUAUUCUGCAUGAUGAUAUUUUACCUUUUAGUUUGUUUUUACUUUGUGUUCAUUUCUCUUUCAUUUAAAGAAGAUCAUUUGGUCAUAGCCAGAGGUCAAGCUGAAGUAACUACUGAGAGAACUUUUUCUUUCUUUCUGAGGGAAUUUAGUUUUGACUGUAAAAUGGGUGAUUCUUUUUUAAAAUGGUUGAUUUGUGAGAGUGCUGAACCACAUUUAUAUGUGUAUAUAUACAUACUGCUGCUAACUGAUGGUGUGUCAGAGCACUUUAAUAACCAAAAUCUGUUUCACCGUGUUUUCAUGCUUCUCUCAGUGGCACAUCUUCUCACACGACUGUACUUCAACACAGCGCUAGAAAGCCUCGGAGCUGCGCGGCACCAUUGUUCAAAUUAGAGCCUGAUCUUGAACUGUUGCCAUAUUUCAUGUCAUUGUAUAAAAUACUGACCCAACUGCAAACGUGACAUGCCAUUAGGAUGUAUCUUUAAAGACGUCAUUUGAAACGAUCUCAUGAAUCGUGACCUCAGUGACUGUCAAAGAAGUCCUAUCGUGAGCCACUGUGACUUAAUGAGUCAACAUUUUUGUCCUUCUGAUUUGACCAAUCGUUGACAUUUUAGUGGUAGAGAGGAGGCUUGGCUAAAUUUGAUUUGACAUAAGAACCAGUUUUUUUCCCAGUAGGUUGUAGUGGCAGGUGUACCUGUUUCACGCAAAAUCUGAAAUUGGGUUUAAAAAGUAAUAUAUCUAUUGUUAGAAUUUAAAACUCCUUAAAGAGAAUAAAAAGUUUGGGUCACCCGGCCGUUAUAGUUUAUUCUUGUGGGAUUCAUGGAUUCAUAUAGUUGUAUUGGCUCUCAUCAGGCUGGUCGGCCUCCCUGAGGGAGAUGAUCCUGACGCUCCUUUGACACUGAUAGAGUCGAGUAGCAGUCAGAAUUACGGCCUUACGCUUUCAGCCUGACCUUAAUCCUUGUAACUCAAAGAGCUUUCUUACUAUUAUGUUCAUUUCUUGACUAGUUCAACCGUAGAUGAUUUCUGUGCUCGGUUUUUCUUUUCAUUUUUGUUAAAGACGGCAAUUAUGAAGUUGAGAGAUGUUUCUGAGCCAUCAAGUUGGUUAUGCUUUGAUGAGAAAUGACACUUGUUGCUUUUUCCAAAGCAUUUAAUAAAAUGCAGUAAUCAGCCAACAUAUUAUACUGUGUAUUACUUAUUUAAUGAUGCAUGCAACUAAAAAAAACAACCCUAAUCCUUAAAAGUGUUUCAAAGAGUAUAUUCUCCGCUGUACUCUUCUUUGGGAGUGUUUAUUUCGAGCAAAUGUAAUGGCGCUACCACAAUAACUGACUUGAAGAGAGACUAUUCCCCUCAUUACCGCACCAUGGAGAACGAAACUUUGACAGGAGGAGCGCCUCUGAAAGAGCAAUAUCAUGGCACACACACAGAUAUACUGACGGGUGUGCAUGCAGUACACUCGAGUGGGAGUGACCUCAGGAAAAAGGGAAAAAAAGUUGCUUCGAUAAUACGGAGUAGCUAGGAAAAUGCCUGUGCACACAAAGGAAGGGAAAUAUAUUGAUUUAAGAAUGGAGAGGUCUGGAGUCUGCUGCCGUGCAACACCAGCAUCGCCAACAUGCACACAAUGACUAUUAACACUGGCAGGUGUAAUGUACAGCCGGCACUGAUGGGAGUGGUGUUACUUGUGCACAUAUUUGGUCAAAAACCAAAGUAACAUUCUGACUUCCUGCCAGAUGAAAAGUUAACAAUUACAGCUCCUCCUCUGGGGAACAUAAACGUGCACACCAAACAAGUAAAAAAGUGUCAAACUAGUGGUGGCCCUCGAGGAAAAGGUGAGUAAUCAGGAUUUGUGUGGAGCAUGAAUGUCGGUGCAAAAUUACAUUGGCAAUCCAUUCAAUACAUUCAUUCAAUAGUUGAGAUAUUUCAGUCUGGAGAAAAGUUAUGGAACAGACAACCACCAUCGUCAUCCCUAAAGCCACGGCGCUAGUGUACGUAGACACUGAUCCUAACUGAAAAUAUUACUUUGUGAAAGUUUUUACAUUUGUUUUACGCUACUUUCAACACUCGAUCCACUUCGAGCAUCGUGCUGCUUUCCUAUUGUGGACCAU
Molecule: messenger RNA, 5774 nt
Organism: Anarrhichthys ocellatus (wolf-eel)
Lineage: Eukaryota; Metazoa; Chordata; Actinopteri; Perciformes; Anarhichadidae
Gene: ipo11
Product: importin 11
Exons: 30
Coding region: 130-3057 (975 amino acids)
Biological process (GO): protein import into nucleus
Cellular component (GO): nuclear envelope; cytosol
Molecular function (GO): small GTPase binding
Source: RefSeq, a predicted model, not a curated record